Messenger RNA from Durusdinium trenchii, 1641 nucleotides. Lineage: Eukaryota; Dinophyceae; Suessiales; Symbiodiniaceae. The record is from the annotation of a GenBank genome assembly.
AUGGACGGUGUUGUGUGGGUCUUGGCGCAAGCGCCCGGCGCUUUUACCAUGCUGGGCUUGUUGGAGCGUCAGACCGUCCUCAUGCAUGCCGCACAGGAUGCGGAUCAACAUGACAAAGCCUCCAUCAGUUUCAAAGAGCUUGUGCAACUCUAUCUUGUCAUGCAAAUGCCCUUGACCACGGUGGACCCCUAUGGCUGGAACGCCGAGAUGCUUGCAGCCAGGAAGCUGAGAAGAAAUCACGUGGAGGUCUUACGGCAUGAAGUUGUGGGUACCUGGUACCGUGAUUACAAAGAAGCUUGCAAGAAGUGGUUGAGUACCUCAGAUUUUAUGUCCAACGCUUUGUCAGACGGAUAUGUCAAUGCUUCUUUGAUGUUUGCUCGUCUUGCUCGAAUCUUGCUGGUGGUCUUCGUGAUCCUACUGAUGCUCCUGAUCGUUGAUGGAUGUCAGUCCUUCUGUGGCUGCCAGUGGGAUCCAAUUUGGAGGAUCAAGACCGAAGUGCAGAAGUGCGGGUGGGACUAUGACGAUGCAGGCUUCCUCCUCUUGGUUGACAUGUCCUUCAGGGUCCUCUGGCUCUUAAUGAUCAAUACGGCAUUUCUGCAAGUGCCUCCUUUGCUGACCACGGGCUAUGAGAACCAAGUCCUUCCGGGCGUGGGCAACAUUCCAUCCGUGAGCAUCUGGAAUCCUCUUCCCAUGACGGCUGUUGUGAUCGGCUGUCUUUCCUUGGUUUCGGCAACGCUGUGGGCCUAUUUCGACUAUUGCAACGCAGUGCCCAAUUGGGCCGCAGAUGAGAAGACGGCCGAGUGGGCCGCAAGGUCCAGUCUCGACACCGCUUCCUACCAGCACAGCACAAGACCCACAAAAUUCGCAUCCACAGCUACGACCUCAGCUAAAAUGGAGACCUCUUCAUCCACCAUUCCAGCCUCCACAACAGCGAGCUACCCACCGGGAAACAAACCAACCUGGUCUAGCUCAUUUGGAUUGAUCUGUGAUGAGAAAGAAGUCCAGAAGAAAUUGAAGAAGCCAAUACCAGAGGACCGGUUUCAAGAUCCCACUUCCCAUUUCCUUGGCUGCGUUUGCAUUUUUGUGCUGGUGACCAGUCUCAUGGUCAUUUACAUAGAGACAAUUCUGCAACCAUUGGAGAUGAAUCCCAAGAGGAUGGGCCUUUGGUUGGGUGCUCUACUGGUGCAAGUCCGGAUCACUUUGGAUGACAAGACCUUAAAGGAAGAGGAAGGAUACAACAAAACACCCCCCACAAAGAAGCAUCAGGCAAGCCAGCGCGAAGCCUAUUACUACAGCCAGCUGCAGCUGUGUGAGCAUCAGGCGACCGAUCUGGCCUCCGAUUUCGAGAGUGAAGGUGACGAGCACGGCGCCAAGAAAACGCCAGAACAUUCAGAUGCACAGCUCCUGCGGCAUUGGCUACGCUGGGCCUGUUGCAUGGUGACGCCUGAAAAUCGAGAAAUGUGGGGCUUGCACCUGUCGGCUCGACGCUGGAACAGCAGUAUCACGCGGGAGGCCGAGGCCGAAGCCAAGGUGAGCCAUGGGAAAGCACCAUGUUUUCGGCGGUGGAUCGUCGCUGGUUGUGGAUUGAAACCAUCAAGAACUGCGGCUCAAUCUUGCAGAAACAAGAUGUUGCACUGUUAA